This is a messenger RNA of Nymphaea colorata (pocket water lily), 5441 nucleotides long. RefSeq names its product probable histidine kinase 6. Gene Ontology annotation, molecular function: phosphorelay sensor kinase activity. The transcript is spliced from 13 exons. The coding region runs from base 1744 to 4815 and encodes 1023 amino acids. NCBI's taxonomy places the organism in Eukaryota, Viridiplantae, Streptophyta, Magnoliopsida, Nymphaeales, Nymphaeaceae. Gene Ontology annotation, biological process: phosphorelay signal transduction system; phosphorylation. The record is from RefSeq and is a predicted model, not a curated record.
GGUGGUCUUCUUUGGAUUAAGAUCAUCAGAGCGAGAAUGGGAUUCCGAUCUCGUGGAGCUCAUGAAGCAAGAGAGGUGAUCGAAUUUGAAUCUCUUUUAAGGCGCUUUCCUGAAAGAGAUAGAAGAAGUCAUGGCAUUCCGAUCUGUCGAAAGUUUCUCGAACCAGAAGGGAGAAAAUCACGAUCUCCCAAAGCCCAAAAAGUGCAGCUGAAUUGCCAAUGUUCCGGGUUCCUGAUCCUCGGCGGGAUGGCUUGGGCUCAGAUCGAGUCGCGAGUGCAUCAUCCGGCUGGCUUGAAAGCUUUGACGGAUGCAAACUUCACAAAAAAGAUGCAGGGUCGGUGCUGUCUAGACGGCCGGCCCCAGAUCUCUCGAAACCCCAUCUCCCGCUUCGUGUAACACGAGCAUCCCCCUCUACCGACUCCCUCCGACAAAAAUUGUCUCGACGGGGAGAGCUUCCACAACAUGUCGAAUCGCUCGCGACCAGCCAGAGGCGCGUUUUCGCGGAGGAACGAUGUCUUGACAGCGACAAGCCGAUCAAUCAGAAUGAAGUACGUCGGAAGCAAACGGUAACACAAGCAACUGAGGAACACAAAGGUAAGGAACUCCGGAGCUCCAGGCUCGUCCGCCAUGAAAACCGACACUGAAACCCUAGAAUCCCGUUGUUUAUGUGUACGUGCGUGGCGUGGGUUCGUGUCGAGAGAGAGAAAGAGAGGGAUAGAGAAAGAGUGGGCAAAUCUUCUGUGGCCCCCACGACGGACUCGCAAGUUGAGAAAACCGCCAUUCCACAGUUGACCUCGAGGGUUUCUGCAACAGUUGGCCUCAGACUUGAUUAUAAAAAAGGAAAAGAGGAAAGGAGGAAGGAAAGGUAGAAGGGGAAAAGAAGAACGCAAUAAAUAAGUGGUUAAUCGGUAAAGAGAGUAGACAGUAGAUAGUGAGGAAUAGUUUAAUGACGAUGACGCGGUGGUGAUCACAGAAGCGAAUCUUUCGAUAUCCAAAACACCAAUUUCUUUAGCGCGAGGUAUAGUUUAAGGGGCAAAGAAGAUCAGAUGGUGAUCACGAUAAUAAUAAAAAUAAUAAUAGCGACAACAGCAACAAAGGGAACAAAAAACAGGAGGAGGGCCCAUAUUUCCACAUCAAAGGAUUUUGCGUGAUACUGACGAACGUGAUACAAUGAGCGCCAUUGCCUCCACUUCUCUUCUCCCUCUCAACCUUCUCUUCUCCUCACCCACAUGGCCCAAGAGAAAAUGAGGGGAAAAGAAAAACCAAUACAGAUAUUUUCAGUUUCCAGUUGAAAGGGGCUCGGGCGAAUAUUAGUCGGUGGUUUCCCGUGAGUUUCCCAAGACACCAAGAGUUGCAGAAUUCUUUAAGUUGAGACGCAGGAACCAGGUGGUUUUUCGACAUCUAUCUCCAGAAUGCGACCCUUCAUCUGUAGGGCCGUACACUUCUCUUCUUCUCUUCAACUGUGAACCGGAGGCUGUUUUCUUAAUUUAUCUAUGGUGUUUGGCACGCACUCCCAAGGUGAGAUAUGCAUCGACAUGCGUCUGAGCUUCGGUCUUCUCUCCCACGCAUGUAGCUCAGGGUUAUGUCAGAGUCUCUGCCGAAAGAUGGUGCUCAGCAAGAGCUGUGCCAGAAGAGCACCAAUGCCAGAGGAACACCAAUGAGUCGAGUUUUGACCAAGGGGAGACCCGUGUUGUGAGGAGGAGGUGAGAAGCUCCGGCGUCGAGCAUAGCCGUGGGGGUGAGGAUGGUGGCGCCGUCCGCGACAAAACACCGGCAUGCGCUGGCACUUCGGUGGUGCAUGAGGGUGGAGGCAAAGGGCGCGGUCAAGCCGUGGGUUUCCAGCCCGUUCAAGUGGCUCAUGGGCUGGAUACUCUUCUUCGCAGUGGUGUCCUGGCUCGUCUACUGCUACUUCUAUGCGGAUGCUGUGACGACACGGAGGGAGUCCCUCGCGGGGAUGUGCGACGAGCGGGCGAGGAUGCUGCAGGACCAGUUCACGGUGAGCGUGAACCACGUCCACGCCCUAGCGAUCCUCGUCUCGAGCUUCCACCACCGGAAGAGCCCCUCCGUCCUCGACCAGAAGACGUUUGCUGAGUACACGGCAGGAACGGCGUUCGAGCGGCCGUUGCUCAGCGGGGUGGCCUAUGCGCAGAAGGUGGUGCAUGCAGAGAGGGAAAUGUUCGAGCGAAAUCAUGGAUGGACAAUCAAGACGAUGAAGAGGGAGCCCUCCCCUGUGCAGGACGAGUAUGCGCCCGCCAUUUUCUCGCAAGAGACUAUUUCGUAUAUCGAGUCUCUUGAUAUGAUGUCGGGAAAGGAGGAUCGCGAGAAUAUCGAGAGGGCGAGAGCCACAGGGAAGGCUGUCCUCACCAGCCCUUUCAGGCUGCUGGAAUCGAAUAAGCUGGGCGUUAUUCUGACUUUUCCAGUAUACGGUUCAAGCCUUCCAGCAGAUGCAACGGUGAAACAACGUGUUCAAGCUACUGUAGGAUAUCUUGGUGGAGCAUUUGAUGUUGAGUCUCUUGUUGAGAACCUGCUAUGGAAGCUUGCUGGGAAUGAGGCCAUUGUGGUAAAUGUGUAUGACGUUACCAAUUGUUCUAUGCCCCUGAUCAUGUAUGGGCCCCAAAAUCCAAAUGGCGACAUGUCACUCAUCCAUUCUAGUGUGCUUGAUUUUGGAGACCCUUUCCGGAAGCACUUGAUGACUUGCAGAUAUCUUUGGAAGCCUUCCCUUCCAUGGACAGCAAUCAUGUCUUCAUCUGGAGUUUUUGUGAUUGGUGCAUUGAUUGGGUAUAUUCUAUAUGGGGCUAUUAUCCAUAUUGGUAAAGUUGAAGAAGACUACAACAAGAUGGCAGAACUGAAGGUUCAAGCUGAAUCUGCUGAUAUUGCUAAAUCUCAGUUCCUAGCUACAGUUUCACAUGAAAUCAGAACGCCAAUGAAUGGGGUUCUAGGGAUGCUCCAGAUGCUUCUUGACACAAAUCUAGAUUCAACUCAAAAAGAUUAUGCUCGAACUGCUCAGGCCAGUGGCAAAGCAUUAAUAACUUUGAUAAAUGAAGUCCUUGACAGAGCUAAAAUAGAAUCUGGCAAAUUUGAACUUGAGGCUGUGCCUUUUGACCUACGAUCCAUUCUUGAUGAUGUCCUUUCGCUAUUUUCUGGAAAAUCUAGAGACAAAGGCAUUGAGUGCGGUUGCAGAUGUUGCAUUUUUUCAGAAGUGUUUUGGUGCAGAGGUGGAAAUAUAUGUUGCACCAGUGCAGGUGUAUUUGUAUCAGACAAGGUCCCAGAAAUUCUCAUUGGUGAUCCAGGAAGAUUUCGCCAGAUAAUCACCAACCUGGUGGGAAAUUCAGUUAAAUUCACGGAACGUGGCCAUAUAUUUGUUCAAGUACAUUUGGUGGAUAAUGCAAAAUCAUUGAUGGACGGUAAAGUUGGGGCAAGCUCAAGAAGUGGACCAACAGAUUUGGUUGUCUCGUCAGGAAAUUUCUUCAAUACCUUGAGUGGAUUUGAAGCUGCUGAUGAAAGGAACAGUUGGGAAACAUUCAAAUUGCUGGUAUCAGGUCCUGAAAUAUCAUCUGAUACAUUGGGAGAGUGCCGAGCUGCAUCUGGUGAUGUUACUUUGGUUGUUACUGUGGAGGACACAGGGAUUGGUAUUCCUAUACAUGCCCAAGACCACAUUUUUAUGCCCUUUAUGCAGGCAGAUAGUUCGACAUCUCGUACAUAUGGAGGAACAGGGAUUGGAUUGAGCAUCAGCAAAUGUCUAGUGGAGCUCAUGGGUGGGAGAAUAAACUUCAUUAGUCGGCCUCACAUUGGAAGUACCUUUACUUUUACUGCUGUUCUCAGGCGAUAUGAUAAAGAUUCUGUCAAGGGUCUGAAGGCGCCUCUUGUUGAGACAGUACCUAUGGGCUUCAAAGGUGUGAAAGCUAUUGUAGUUGAUGCCAGACCCGUCAGGGCGGCUGUAACAACCUACCAUCUUCAAAGACUUGGCAUGGUUGUUGAGAUCGUCAAUUGCAUGAAUAUGGCUAUCCAUUCAGCAUCUGGACAAAAUGGUUAUACGAUAAAUGGGCUAUCAGGUAAGAAAACAGACGUGAUAUUAGUGGAAAAGGAGUCUUGGUGUCAUGAGGUUGAAAAUGGCUUCUUUGGACACCUAUUGGAAUGCAAACAGAAUGGCCAAGCUCUUGAAAUGCCAAAGAUGGUUCUGCUGGCAACUUCAAUGAAUCAUGUUGAAUGUGCGAAAGCAAAGGCAGCUGGUUUUGCUGAUACUUUGAUAAUGAAACCUUUGAGAGCUAGCAUGGUUGCUGCAGGCCUCCAGCAGGUUCUGGGAAUUGGUAAUAUUCAACCACAAGGUAAAGGAAUUCCAAAUGGAACUCCUUUUCUUCACAACCUGCUUUUGGGGAAGAACAUCUUGGUGGUUGACGACAAUGGAAUAAAUCGCAGAGUUGCUGCCCUUGCAUUAAAGAAAUAUGGUGCUAAUGUAGAAUGUGCUGUGAGUGGAAAAGCAGCACUUACGAUGCUUCAGAUUCCACACAAGUUUGAUGCUUGCUUCAUGGAUAUUCAAAUGCCAGAAAUGGAUGGGUUUGAGGUGACUAGGCAGAUCCGUCAGCUUGAGAAUCAGGCUAAUGAGCAGAUCAGAAAUGAGCUAACAUUGCAUACGGGAGUGCGUAAGGUUCAGUGGCACCUCCCCAUACUGGCUAUGACAGCUGACCUAAUUCAGGCUACAUAUGAAGAGUGUCUGAAAUGCGGAAUGAAUGGAUAUGUUUCCAAGCCGUUUGAGAAACAGCAGCUGUAUCAAGCUGUUGCAAAGUUCUUCGAAGCUAAACCAAUUCAAGACUCAUAAAGCUCAUGGCAAAGAGACGUGUACAGACCUUCAUGUCCUUCGAACAUUACGUUCUAGCCCAAGCUCGAUACAGUUUCUUCCCGUCCCACAAAUAGAACAUGAAAUUUUUGCUUGCGGUGCCGGAUGAAAUAAUAAGCUGUUUGUGAGCACUGUACACUAUUAUUUGAGGGAGGCAUGUGAAUGCUCGUUGUUCAAUAUCCUUCUUGUGGAGAUCUGAGCUUGCUGGAAGUUGGAGGAAACAGGAAGCUGAAGUACUGAAAUUAAGGAUUCUUUAAGGGCCUCGCGUACUGUGAUACGUGCUGGAUGGUUCCUAAGUUUUGUAAACGCAAUUUUUAGCUCAUAUAACUUAAGGUCCUCAAAGUUUAGCUUUGAGAUUAUAUGGAAAAGUGCCCUUCGGCAGGCCCCUGUUGUAAUAUAUUUGUAAUGCUUCGGUCGCAAUUUUUUUUUCCCUUGUUCCAUGAGAAAAUGAAACUUAUUUGAGUUGUCGUUUUAUUUGUGGAACUUAGCUUGGGGAGGCCUUGGCUUGCCACUUCUGCCGUUCCAGCCAAAUUCAUCUGUAAGAACUCCAAUAGAAAAAAAUAUUAUCAUAUGUGAAGGAAAGGGACCACAAUCCUUUAUUGAGUGAA